This is a messenger RNA of Salvelinus fontinalis (brook trout), 3203 nucleotides long. RefSeq names its product zinc finger protein 501-like. The transcript is spliced from 5 exons. NCBI's taxonomy places the organism in Eukaryota, Metazoa, Chordata, Actinopteri, Salmoniformes, Salmonidae. The record is from RefSeq and is a predicted model, not a curated record. The coding region runs from base 287 to 1765 and encodes 492 amino acids. Gene Ontology annotation, biological process: regulation of cytokine production; regulation of immune system process; negative regulation of transcription by RNA polymerase II.
CAAGGAUCCCGGAAUGCACGGACGGUGUUAGUGGGGGAACAGGAAGUUCCGGACAGAAGCGAAACAUUCUUCAGUGUAAAGAAAGCGCCAGAACGGUGCAGUCAAGAAGAAAACAUUCGUUUACCUGUUUAUUACUACAGGCCGACUCAGGUCAAGUCGGAAGCCGGUAACAUCAACACUGAGGACAGACCCAACCUGCCUCUCUCCUUCCACACUGAGUCCAAACCUACAGUAACUGGGUCCUGAUUGUGACAGUGGAGCCCAGUUUGCACUGCAGGAUCCAGAGAUGGCAUCAGUGAAGCUGGAAGACUGCAGUCAAACAAUGGAGCUGAAUGUUGACAUUAAAGAUGAAGAAGAGGAGGAGAAGAUUGGGAAGUCUGUUAGUCAUGGGAGGACAAACCCAGCCUGCCUCUCUCCUUCCACUCUGAGUCCAAACCUACAGUCACUGGGUCCUGAUAAUGACAGUGGAGGCCAGUUUUUACAGCAGGAUCCAGAGAUGGUAUCAGUGAAGCUGGAAGACUGCAGUCAAACAAUGGAGCUGAAUGUUGACAUUAAAGAUGAAGAAGAGGAGGAGAAGAUUGGGAAAUCUGUUUCUCAUGGACGACUAGAAUUAAGUCUGAAGCCGGUGACAUCAACAGUGAGGACAAACCCAGCCUGCCUCUCUCCGUCCACACUGAGUCCAAACCUACAGUCACUGGGUCCUGAUUGUGACAGUGGAGCCCAGUUUGCACCGCAGGAUCCUGAGAUGGCAUCAGUGAAGCUGGAAGACUGCAGUCAAACAAUGGAGCUGAAUGUUGACAUUAAAGUUGAAGAAGAGGAGGAGAAGAUUGAGGAAUCUGUUUCUCAUGGAGACCAUGUUGAGACAUUCUCUACAUCCAGAGAUCAACAGCAGGAAGAUCAUGGAGCUAAGAGGUCUCACCUCUGCCCACAUUGUGAUGAGAUUUUCCCAGUUCUAUCAAAGCUAAAAAUACACCUAAAAAUACACACAGGAGAGAAUCCGUAUUCCUGUACUGACUGUGGGAAGAGAUUCACAACAUCAGGGAAUCUGACAGUUCAUCAGAGAGUGCACACUGGAGAGAAGCCUUACUCCUGCCCUGACUGUGGAAAGAUUUUCUCUCGACUGGGCCACUUAAAAAGACAUGAACAUAUACAUACAGGAGUGAAGCCUUACUCCUGCUCUGACUGUGUAAAAUGCUACACAACAUCAACUGAGCUAAAACUUCAUCAGAGAGUGCACACUGGAGAGAAGCCUUUCUCCUGCUCUGACUGUGGGAAGAGUUUCUCUCGACAGGGUUUUUUAAAAGCACAUGAACUUAUACAUACAGGAGUGAAGCCUUAUUCCUGCUCUGACUGUGGGAAGAUUUUCUCUCAACUGGGCAACUUAAAAACACAUGAACGUAUACAUACAGGAGUGAAGCCUUACUCCUGCUCUGACUGUGUAAAAUGCUUCACAACAUCAACUGAGCUAAAAGUCCAUCAGAGAACACACACAGGCGAGAAGCCUUACUCCUGCUCUGACUGUGGAAAGAGUAUCUCUCUACUGUGCAACUUAAAAACACAUGAACGUAUACAUACAGGAAUGAAGCCUUACUCCUGCUCUGACUGUGUAAAAUGCUUCACAACAUCAGCUGAGCUAAAAGUCCAUCAGAGAACACACACAGGAGAGAAGCCUUACUCCUGCUCUGACUGUGGAAAGAGUUUCUCUCAAAUGUGCCACUUAAAAAGACACCAAGGUAAACAUAAAGGUGAGAAGCCUAACCACUGAUCUGACUGUAGAAAAUGUUUUAAAACAGCUGAGCUAAAAGGUCAUCAGAGAACAGACACAGGAGAGAAGCCUUACUUCUGCUCUUAAUUUGCCACGAGUAACUCAAGUAAAAGUCUAAGGUAUUUGGUUGUAAAUAAACCUUAGUAUCAAAAGUAAAAGUGAAUAAUUUCAAAUUCCUUAAAUGAACCUCUACGUGAUGGGUGUCCCUUAACCGGGACAAUUGUUGCUAACGUGCUCCAAUGUGACUACAAUUAUGUUGUAUACAACAGCCAACUUUCCAGGACAUAGACAUGUCUUUAUAUGGGCAGAAAGCUUAAAUUAUUUUUUAUCAAACUGCAGUGUCCAAUUUACAGUAGCUAUUACAGUGAAAAAAUACCAUGUUAUUGUUUGAGUAGAGUGCACAACUUUUAUCAUGGCAACUGGUUUAAUACAUUCACCUCUGAAGGUCAAUAAUGUACUUAUGUUCAGUAAUCUUGCUCUGAUUUGUCAUCCUGAGGGUCCCAGAGAUAAAAUGUAAUAUAGUUUAAUUUGCUAAAAUCUAUUUUUAUGUUCAAAUGUAGGAACUGGGUUCUACAUUUUGAACCCCUUCUGUCUCUGGCACCACACCCACCCUGCCCAGCCAUCUAGAUGUGUGAAAGUUUGUGUAUAAGCUAAUGAUCCAUUAUGUAUGACAUUCCUGGCAGUGUGUAAACUUAAAUGUUUUAUUACCCUAUCAUUUUUGUAUGUUCUCUAUAAUUUUGUACUUAAAUGUAUCAAUUGACCAAUUCAGCACAUUUGGGGAACCUCCUGGCAGACUUGAUACAGUGCAGUAAUGUAAUUCUUCCCUGGAUCAGUCAGAACCUUUGCACACUGCUGCCAUCUGGUGGCCAAAAUCUAAAUCACACCUAGACUCCUAUCUGAAAGUAUGGCCUUUCUCUUGCAUUUCAAGGACGAAAAAGAAAAUUACAGGUAUUUUGUUUCUAUUAUCUUUUACCUAAUGUGUUGUGUGUUAUUCUCCUACAUUAAUUUCACAUUUCCACAAACUUCAAAUGGUAUCAAGAAUACACAUAUACUUGCAUAUCCUUGCUUCAGGUGCUGAGCUACAAGCAGUUAGAUUUGGGUAUGUCAUAUAAGGUGAUUUUUUUCUUAAGUGUAUGAUCCUUAUUAAGCAAACCAGAUGGCACAAUUGUGUGUUAUUUUUUAUAUUACGGAUAACCAGGGGCACACUCCAACACCAUUUACAAGCAAAGCAUUUGUGUUUAGUGAGUCUGCCAGAUCAGAGGCAGUAGGGAUGACCAGGGAGUUUAUCUUGAUAAGUGCGUGAAUUGGACAAUUUUCUGUCCUGCUAAUAAUAAAAAAUGACAUUGAGUACUUUUGGGUGUCAGGGAAAAUGUAUGGAGUUAAAAGUAUUAUUUCCUCUAGGAAUUUAGUGAAAUAAAAGUAAAAGUUGUCAAAAAUA